Messenger RNA from Porites evermanni, 33642 nucleotides. The record is from the annotation of a GenBank genome assembly. Lineage: Eukaryota; Metazoa; Cnidaria; Anthozoa; Scleractinia; Poritidae.
AUGUCUUUGAGGAAUCUCCUAGCAGGGAUUCUUAUUUUAGGCGUGUUAAUUGGCCAUAUAAACGGAUCGCUUGAUGAACCUUCGAGUGAAAACAAUUCUACUAACGACACCGAAGAACACCCGCAACACGAAGAUCCACCUCCACUGAAAGUCGCCAAGUUUGAUUGGGAUUAUGUGUCAGGACCUUUGACAAUAAUCUUGUGGAUUUUGCUUGCAAGUGUUGCAAAACUAGGUGAGGUGUCAAGUGUAUCAAACCUAUUUUUAAAAACUUGAAGCUACCUUAGGUGGCGCACUUCUUGUUCAUUUCGUACUCAAGUGAUCUUUGCCCCUCUGGACUAUUAAGCUUAACUUGUAUCUUUUUUAGGGUUUCACUUAUCCCACCGGCUUUCCUCUGUAAUACCAGAAUCAUGGUAAGACUUUAUCACAUAAAUUUUGAAUUUUUAAUCUAUGUGCGGGUUUCAUAGGUGGUUCCCUGAAAGCUUAAACAAACUAAAUCCGGACAAAAAUAAAUUUGACAGAUAAGCUUGAAAGAAAGCUGCUAAUUAUAAAGUCAGUUUUAUGAAGCUAUUAUUGACGCUCAGCAAGUUUUGCAAUCUAAGGAAACCCUGUAAAAUUUGUCUGGAGGUGCUCUAGAAGUCGAUCUUGACACCUGCAAAAUAUACAUUUUAUUACUUUAAUUACAAUUAUUAAUUAGUAUGCAGAAAGAACGUCUGAUCCCUCUCGUUGUUUGUUUUUAUGAAAAACUAUGCAGGUGGCGGUUGUUGCCGGCCUUUGAGUCAUUCGAUCUUAAAGUUUCCGUCUGCCCAUUUUGAUAUUAAGUUAUGUAAUGGCCAUCAACUCCCAUCAAGAAAAGAAAUUGUAAAUUGACUGUACGUAAAACUUAAAUCUGGUGUAUAAAUUUCUUUUUUCAUAGUUUUUGUUAAAUUACCUAAAACACUAAUUAUUAUCAUUACUAUUAUUGUUUUUGUUGUUGUUGUUGUUUUAAAUGUUACUGUUUGACAUCACCUAUGGGUAUACUAAUUUGUUUCUAGUGGAAGGCAGUGCUAUAGUAGCCAGAGCCCAGUGGCCCCUGGCGCCUAACUUUUGCUCGAAAAUCUAGAAAAAACUAGAAAAUCUUAGCUUUUUCAUACAAACCAUAUGCUGGGCACCCUAGAUUUUAUAGGAUCAGAGCACUGGGCUCCCUACAAUUUUCCUUAGGGCACAGCCUUGAAAGAUUGUUGAUUUUUCCUUUUUACUAUUUUUGUAAGAAAUUCUCGGUUAUGAUAAGGUGGGUCAUGUUGGGGGUUAAUACAGUAUAAUUUUUGCACAAAGAAUUUACAUGAAAAUAAAGUUUAGUUCCUUGAGGAGAUACAUGCUUUUUUUCUUGACCACAAACAUGGUCCUCGCAAUACCACGUGCAAAACAGCAAUUAAGAUAUAUUCCAGUUUCCAUAUUUGUUGAGUCAUGUUUGUUUCAAGUGAACCAGAUCCAACCGAGAUAAUAGAUAUUAGUUUUGGCUGGUUUGCUUUGGAUGUGAAUCAGUUUUCAAAUUAACAUAAUUUAUAAAUCUUUUUUACUUUUAAUUUGCAUCAGACAAUUAUUGUUAAACACUGCAACUUUUAAGUUUAAUAGGAUUUUUAUAGCAGGUCAUACUGAAAUGUUAUAAUUUUUUAUCACAAGAUAUAUUCCCAUUUUGCGAAAAUAAUGUUUCAGGUUUUAUUAAUUUUUUUCUUUCAGUUUGGUAAUAGUCCUUGGAAUUGUUAUAGGAGGAAUUAUGAAGUGAGUAAACAAACAAGAAAAGAUAUAAUAAUGGGCACCAUACUUACUCUCAAGCUUUGCAAAUUCGAUCAUAGCUGCUACUGUAUAAUGGCUACUUAAUUGUUUCUUUGAUACGAAUGAUAAUGACUUUAUGAAUAUUAAAGAAAACUUUGUUGUAGGUACAAUAUUUUCAGGGUAAACUAGCCAUCAUUCAUUGACCUAGUUAAAUGACUCAGGAUUUCUUAAUGUUUCGUAGUCCUGAUGUUAUUCAUCAGAGACAAGGGAAAUUGUGAGAACAGAUUGAACUGCAGUUACAGCCCUUACCUACAUUGUGUACUUAAUUUAAAAAUAUUAUUAUUAAGUGUGCUUUAACUUUAAACUAAUAUUAUGUAAUAUUAAAGUUGCAAUUUAAAAAAAUUAUUAGUAAUAUCUUGUAAAUUACCCCAGCUUUGGUUGGAAUAAUUAACAAUUAUUGGAUGAGAUUGAGCAAAAUAUUGUGAUUUGUCAGCAGGGCUGAAAAUAACGUCCGGUCAUCGGACAAUGUCUGGCCUGAUUGCGGACUUGACCUGUCAAACUCCAGUCUUGCUGAUCAUUUUGGAUAUGAACAUAUUAUUUUCCAGACAGUUGUUGCUUAAUGCUCUAUAAUGCUGUAAUGAUUUGUUUUUUCUUUGGCAUUUUUCCUGUUUUGCACUAAACCCUUACAAGAAAAAGAACGCCGCAAUAAACAACUUUAUGCAAAUUUCUGUUGACAUUUGAGCCCUUUGAGAUAAAAGUGCAUGAUGACCCAAGUGAAAGCUCUGCUGUAUUUUUAUUGAGUGCUGAUAAUAAACACGCUGUUUGUGGAACAAACUUCUCGCCAAUAGAAAUCAACUUCUUUGCCAAAAAUAUUAGCGAUGAUUCUUCUUUGUGGACGAGACUUUAGCCUGGUUCUCAUUUGCCGCCGAUGUAUCUGUGAAGUAGCCACCGGUAACACCUGGGCUACUUCUCGGACAAAUGAGAACAUGUGCCACCAGAGACUAGAGCCAUCGCAGAGCUUUACCGCCAGCAUGCCUGGGAAGUUCAACUUCAGUCAACUUCGCAGGUAUGCCUGCGGUAAAGACUGGUAUGGCCAAGUUCCCGGCCACUUCAGUUCUCUUAUCGGAACAGUAUCCCAGGCAGUACCGGCGGCAAUGGCGCAGGUGCAUCGGUGGCAUAUGAGAACCAGGCUUUUUGACCAUGUGCCAGGCAAGGAAAAAGAUCAAGUUUGACGGAUGUUCAUUUCUGAACAUCAACGUAAAACAAAUGUGUGCAGAUUUUGUUCUUUAUUAGCCCAAAUUUUUUUUUCGUAGUUCCUAAAGUUUGUUGAACUGUAUCUGUAUUCCAUUUCCUGAACGUUGAGAGUUUGAAAAGGAUUUAUGCUUCAGUUUUUACCUUUAGAGACUUCAGACACUGCCUACGAUGAUACUCAAGGUAGAACGGACAUUAAAACGUCCAAAAACUGCUGAAAGGAACUCUACAAUUUGUGUGAAUGCAUUUUUUACCAACUUGCUGCCAAAAAUGUGAAUGUCAAAUAACGAUCUAUUGCCAGGGUAAUUAGAUAUUCCUUGGGCCAAAAAAAACUAUAGUAUUCAUUAUUUGAGCAGCCAGACUCAGGGUUUGUCCGGGCUAAAAAAUAUUUGGCCGGUCAUCAUGUCUGGCGACCUGCUGUCAGUGUUAUUUUCAACCCUGUGUCAGUGGUGAGCAGAUCAAUAUUAUUGGCUUCAGCAAAUAAUUGAUCUGCGAGACACUAACAAAUCACGAUAUUUUGCAAUAACCGAGUUCAAUAAUUGUUUUAUCAUUCGAUCACAGAGUUUGUUUUUUUUAAUGAAUAUCUUUGGGAAGCGUAGCGAUCUGCCAUUUUCAUGCAACAGCAAUCGCAAGAAGGAGAAAAGCUUGGGUUUAUUUACUCAUGAACAGAAUAUUAUUUGCAGCCAAACAAAGAUGGGCGACAUUGCACAUGAGCAGACCAUUAUUUGAAGGCAGUUAUUUGCAGGUCACGUGGUGGGCUUUCGGCCAAUUAAAAACAAGAAAAAUUUGCAACGAAUGAUUAUGAUAAUUAUUAUUUAUUGUCAUCAUAUUUACUUUGUAGGGGUAUUGGUGCAACAGUAAUUACCUUCUCAUCUCGCACCUUCUUUCUUUUUAUGCUACCACCGUAAGUAAUUUGAUUUUAUGGAUUGGUUAAGGAGGUUGAAUAUAACUUCUAGAAAUAAAUGGACAGCGCAAGCCUGGGUCUAUUACAAACUGCAGUCACUUUAAAACAGUCCAGUAUAUAACUCUCCCUUGGGUGAUCAUAAAAUUUUUAAGUUAUACUCAUAACAUACCAGUGACUUCUGGUUACAAAAACCUGAAAUACAUGAGACAUAAUAAAAAAAUAAUAGUAAUAUGUGUGAAAUAAGCAACAAGAACUUAGUCAACAUAAAAAGUAAACCAUGUACAUGUCAUGUUGAAGUAAUGAAAACACAGAAUGAUAAAGGUACAUAAAAAUUAUCAUCUUUCUUGGAAAUAUUUGGAAAUGAUGUUUAUUAUAGUUCUUUUUUCUGAAUGUUCUGUUUGUUUAUUGAUUACAGGAUUGUUCUGGAGGCAGGUUACUUUCUUCAAGACAGAGCAUUUUUUGAUAACAUAGGAACUAUAUUGCUAUAUGCUGUUGUGGUAAGUGGUCUUUAUUAAAUCUUUUAAAGGGAUGUGCAUUCUAUAAGGAAAACUAAUGCUUGCAAAUUUAGAUAUUUGCAUGUAUACAGUCUCUAAUUUGUCUACAAGAACAGUAAAGAAAAUUGAAGGUUUUUGAACUGUUUGGAAACAUGUAUUAAGCAAGUAUGCCAGCUGCAAACUCUACAAAGUUUAUUUAGAACAGGUAACAUGUACCUGAGUUCAUUACUGCUUUGUUCAGCUAGUUCGAAAUAUCACAUUCUUUUGCAUGUUUUCAAUUGUGAUGUUAAUUAUCAUUAUAACACACCAUUUUGAAUGUUAAGUCCCCCCGUACAUGUAUUUUGCAAUAGACAGAAGUAAUUUUUUCUUAAUCUAGAGUACGUAGUGCAUUACUAAGAUUUCAAGUUGCCAGGUAGGCAAGGUUUAAAGAACUUAAGGAAGUUGUUGGGGUUCUGUUUUCAUUUUGUUUCCUAUGAAAGUAUUAAGCCAGUGAUCAUGUUCAUGGUAGCCGUGGAGAGAAAUCCCCAGCCCCUGGCCUUAGUGACUGCCCUGGUACAGCUGUACAUGUAUGCUUUAAAAGUAACUGAAGCCAUCUAAAGAUAAUGAAAAUAAAAUGCCGUCAUUGUUUGUUUUUUCCUGGUGCUUAUGUAUACUAGUGUGUUCUUCCUUUUGACUGAAUGUAACAUAGUACCUUCUUUUCACCUAUUUUGUUUUCUGUAGGGAACAAUUUUUAAUACUUUUACAGUAGGUAAGUUUGCUUUUUUUUAAUGGUAUCUUUGGUCAUAAACUCAUAUCUCUUGGUUGUCAAUAAGCUAAUUGUAAUGGACAAACGUCUUAUCCAGUGCAAGAAGUUUUAUUCAGUUGUUUUGUGCAUUAAAUCCUGAAUCAAAAAAGGUCAGCAAUAAUAAUAAUUAUUAUUGUGACCAAUGUUGGAUCCAACACUUUUUGUAACAUCAGCUAGGGGCACUGCCUCAUUUUAGCUGAAUUAAAAAAUGUGAUGUUACAUUGAAGACAUGAUCAAUCAUGUACACUCUGCGGAGCCUCAAUACAAUAAACCCAGUAAUACAGUUAAGUCCUUGGACGAGUAUAAUAAUAUUCUUCACCCCAAAAAAAGUAUACAGAAAAGAACCUUGAUAUAACAAACCUCAUUAUAGCAAAUUUAUUUGGCUAUUACCUUGGCCCUUGGCCUUCAUUAUAUCAAAGUUCCACCAUACAUUUCAGAGGUCCAUGCCAAUUUCUUGCUAUUUAAAAUCUGGAGACAGUCUCUUUUGCAGAAUGGUAACCCCCCAUAUCAACAUCAACCUACCUUACACCUGUGUGGUGAUGUCUGCAACUUGCACUUUUCUUAACAUCCUCUGAACUUGCUUAUGCUCAUAAACUAUAAGUCCUAUAAGUCUUUCAGGUCUUAUCAAUGACAUUUAUUUUCUAACAUAUUCAAGUAUACUUUUCUAGUUAAAACUCUUUUCAAUUACAUGUAAGUGUGUACAUUUAAGGCAAGGUUUAACUAAUCGACCGUUAAUGCUUAUAUAACAGCAUCAAUUGCAAUCUGAUACUUAAGAUGCUUAAGUUGCACAAAGGAUACUUAAGCUUGUCUAUUAAAUAUUUUUGUCUGUUAGCUGCAACAGGGUGCAAAGAACAUCAGUUUUACAGCUUGCCAUUUGGGCAAACUUAAACUACCAGCCCAAAAGUCAUUUUAACUAGCCUGAAAAAAAAAAUUUGAUGAACAGGAUUUAUUACGGUCUCCUGUAAUUUGAAUUCUUCAAAGAACUUCACUUGCCCAUUGGGUAAUUAAGAACAGAAUUCACUAGCCUGAUAGCAAAGUCCACUAGUAAAGCCCUGGGCUAUCAGAUGCCACUUUCUCUGCACAAUGCAACUGUAUCAUUUCCUGCAAAGCAAGUUGCCAACAAGUAAGUGGUGCUUAAACAUGAAGUUUUUCUACUCUGUCCUGUAUUUUUGGUAAGUAAUAAUAAUGAUUUGUAACACCCUCUUUAUGUUAUGUGUUCUUUCACAGGAUUAUCUCUGUUGGGAGUGUCAGCAAAAAUGGGAAUCGACUUGAGUGCAAUGCAUGCAUUAACAUUUGCAUCACUUAUUGCUGCUGUGGAUCCAGUUGCUGUAAGUACACUGCAAAAUUCUCUGAAAUGUAUGUAUUUAUAUAAAGAAUCAAUUCUAAUUGCCUCUUUGUCAAAUUAUUGAAGUCUGAGAGGAAGCUAUACCAAGUGCUGACCAGAAUAAAUUUAGCUGGUUGCAUUUAUGAUGUAGGUCAAAGAAUGAUUCUUUAAAUAUUGAGCUGGCUGCAAGGAAAGUCAGUUUUACAGCUUGACAUUUGGGCAACCUGUAUCUAGCAGGUAUCAGCCCUAAAGUUGAUUCAGUUAGCCCAAAAAAACAUUUUUAUGAGCAGGAUGGAUUGCAAAUUCUUCUGUAAUUUGAAUUCCCAAUAACACUUCUCUUCCCAUCGGUGAGUUAAAAACAGUGAACUCACUAGCCUGAUAGUAGCAAAAUCCUCAAGCCCUGGGAUUUCGGACACUACUUUCUUUGAAUGCUGAUAACUAUCCACUUUUUUUUUUUGCUGUAUAAAUAAACUUUCAGUUUUUUUGUGAACAUCUUAAUAUGUCACACACCAAGUGUUCAUAUAUGUAUAUUCCUGAUAUUAUCAUCAUCACUUCAAAACCUUUUACAUGUAACAGGUACUGGCUGUGUUUGAAGAGAUUCAUGUCAAUGUCAUGCUCUAUAUCCUUGUGUUUGGAGAAUCACUAUUGAAUGGUAAGCAACAAUAAAAAACAUUGAUUUCUGUAUAUAUUAACUCUUGUUAGAAGUGAAUUAUGACCUGAUGUACAAAAAUCAAACAGGGAAUUACAUGCAAGAUAAAGCUGACAGUUACUUGGCAUUGGUUACAAGUACCCAAAAGUAGUCGCCAAUGAGUUAAGAAAAAAAUUAGCAAGUGAUUUAGUCUUCAGAUUUUGGAUGCUUAGGAAAAUGUAAAAAAGGAUUUAUGGAUCCAAUUCAACAGUUUUUUAUCUGUUGUUCAGGUUUUCUAAAGCGUCUUUUUGUGCCCUGACAUCUUCAUUCACGGCGUUUUAAAACUUCGUCGACACCUGACACUGAGACGUACGGAAGGGUUGCCAUGACAAUUUUGUAAUUUCACAUGUGAAAUUACAAAUUAACGCUGAAAUUUCGCGCCAAAAUUAAGGAGUAAUUCGUCACCUAUGAUAUUAUUAAGGGUAACAUUAAAUGAUGUAUAAUUUUGUUUUUCUUUUUGCUGAUUUUCCCUUGUUUAUUUUUGCUCCAUUAAAACACCAUAUAUAUAUAUAACAACAUCUAAUGUUAUUUGACAAACUUAUUUCUGAGAGCUGUUAUUUUUAUGUGUCCACCUUGGCUGACUUGUAAAAGUUAACAAACCUAUGACCUCACCUAUGAACAGUGUAUUUUGAACAGGUAAAUAAAAAUGCUACUUAAUUCGUUUUACAGAUGCAGUGACUGUUGUAUUGUAUCAUCUUUUUGAAAGUUUAGCAUUAUUUGAUGAAAUCACUUAUGCAGAGGUAAGACUCAAGAAUACAGUCUAACCUCCACUAGUAGCCACCUCUCUACAUAACGGUCACUUUGGUAGUUUCGAAAACGAAGCACUCGAAAACGAAGACCGAAGCACGAAGCACCCAAAACUCGAAAACGAAGCAUCUAAAUCUCGAAAACGAAGCACCUAUCGAAAACGAAACACUCGAAAACGAAGCACCCAAAACUCGAAACCACUGUAGGUUGAAUAACUACAAUUUUACGUCUAGCAUGACGCAAUCCGAAUCAGGUGGAGGCAGCGAAUGCGUUCGUACCUCCAAAGGUCGACAAAAUCCAUCCCAAGGUUUUAUAAAAGCCUACAAACUGUUUAACUGAACGUUUCUACAUAGGAUAUCCUGUAUUAACUUUAUUAUUAGUCUCGCUUUACUUGAUACAUCUUAUCUUAAUAUGCAUUUUUUUUGGUACACAUACAUGUUUAUGAAGACCUCAAAACUGACCGUAACCGUAUUUUGACGUAUGCAAGUAUGCGCGAGCACUAACACAAAAGGUCUGAAACGAGUUUGAAAACGGAGAGUGAGGCUCGCGCGUAAGACUCUUACGUUAUCGUGCUUGAUUCCCGCUGUGUGAGCAAGAGACUGUUUCGUGUUUAUAAAGGACAGACCGGUUUCAAGUUUAGGAGUCUUCGCUUUCGAGUUUUUGGGGUCUUCGUUUUCGAGUUUUUGGGUGCUUCGUUUUCGAGAUUUGGGUGCUUCGUUUUCGAUAGGUGCUUCGUUUUCGAGAUUUAGGUGCUUCGUUUUCGAGUUUUGGGUGCUUCGUUUUCGAGAUUUGGGUGCUUCGUGCUUCGGUCUUCGUUUUCGGAACUACCCACCUUUUUUGUCCGAGCGAACAGUCCAUACAUUGACUAUUGUUUAAACCUCUCUACAAUGGCACGGCCAGUAAAGCGUGUCCCCAGCUGCCAAAAUAACCUCUUGACAAUGGCCAGUUUCUUUUAUUUAGCGAAAGGUGAAAAGUCGGGAAUUGUCACGAAAUUUGAUUCGUGUGGCGCGUUGAUGAUUAAUCGCAGCAAUCAUAUUUUGAUUGUGGAGAAAGGUUGUUUGAAAAAAUGUGCACUUGACAAUCCCUAAAGGUAGUAUGGGAUGUGCUCAAUACACUGUUCCUGGCACUGUAGCUGUCGAACCUACUUUUGUCGCUUUUGUUGCGUCCCUUAAGCAUUUGCAAACAUACGUCCAUGGCCUUUCGGGAUUGUCGCAUGCGCCUUUUUUCCGACAACCUUUCUCGAAAUAGCUGUAUACAGUAAGCGUAAAUUGUCUACGAUACUUGUAGCGAAUGUUACGAACCUUUUUCGUUUUGUCGCGCUAACAUUUUGAUUCAAAACAUUAUUCAAGUUUUUUAUGUAUUUUAUCUCUACAUAUUAUUUUUGUGAUUGAAUUAACAUUAUGGGAUACAGUAAGCAUGAACUUAGAACAAUAAACAUGUUGUACUCCCUAAAAAGAAUUUGUACUCACUAUCUGUCCUCUCACUGCCUAAGAGCCUACAACAAAUUUUGGAAAUCCACCCAACCUACAGAUUAGUUAGUUAUCUCCUAGCAGGUAACCUAAUCUGUAGGUUGCGCACACAAUGCAUGAUUUCCAAUAACAAUAUCAAUUCAGGUUCCUUGCAACGGUGUGUUUGUCGUUAUUUUCUUCAAAACAGUGAAUAAUAAAAAAAGUAUUAGAUUCGUUUUUUUUGAUAUCCUAAACAAUCAAGGUCUGGGUAAGAGUUAUAAAACUUACCCCGACCUUGAUUAUUCCGGAUAUCACUAAAAACUCAUGCAAUAUUUUUUUUAUUAUUACACCCCUACCUCCCCAUAACAGUUUAGGCUGAUUUAGCAACAGAACAUGAACGUCAUUUGACGACGGUAAAGCGCGCGAAAAGGACUAAACUCGCCUUCCGGUGCCCAGUUUGCCGCUCAGCCAUUGGUCAAGCCAGUUGUUUGAUUUGCGCGCGCCGUCGUCAAAUGACGUUCCCGUUCUGUUGCUAAAUCAGCCGAGUCACCUCUUCACAACGGGCAUAAUGGCCGCUUUCUUCUGUCCCCAAGGUGGCCGUUCUAGAGCGGUUUGACUGUGCAAUUUACAUGUCACUCUUGAUUUCAGGUCCUCACAGGUUUUGCAUCAUUUUUUGUGGUCAGUCUUGGAGGUACAUUGUUGGGUCUCCUGUGGGGUUUAGCUACUGCUUUUAUUACCAAGUACACUGACCAUGUCAGGGGUGAGUCGUUUUUUUUCCUUUAUUAGAGACCUUAAGGUCGAAGUUUGGCCAUCUUACCGCAAAUGGCAAACCGCGGUUUGCGGUUUGCGGUUUCACGUCAUCCAUCUGCCCAUAUUUAGGAAUUAAGAUUCAGGGUGGUAGCUCCCGGCUGCCAUGUUUGUUUUUAUGUAUUCGUUCACUCCUUUUCUAGCUGAGAUAUCGUCUUCAAAGUGACGUUUUCUAUGAAAAAUAGUUCAAUAAUUAAUUAACGAAAGAGCUCUAAAAAGGAGUACUCUCUCUCAAACGUGGGGUUGUGAUGUUUUAGACUGCAAAAGACCUUGCGGUAAAUCACUUACCUCUGGAGCGUGAUCUAGCCAUACAAACAUGAACCUCAAGGGCAGGGCACUAGUCACGUGACUUCUUGACGUUUGCAGUUCGCAGGAAAUGCCCAAAAACCUCGAUCGUAAAGUCUGUAUUGUGUUGUUGAACCCUGUGAGUCCAAGAGAUGGCUAAAGCUACGGUAAAAGGACACCCAAAACGUGCAACUGGUUUUGCAACAUUACCGCAAAGCGGGUUGAAAAUUGAAUAUGUCUUGCAACAAAUCACGUUGCAAGUUGCGUGAAUACUGACUCCUGAUUGGAUAAAAUUGCGCAGGAAUUACGCCCUACACAGUAGUUAUAUCACCUGUUGCAAAACAAGUUUGCCUUGGGUCGAUAAAACGCGCAACAUGUACAGAUUUUGUUGCAAAAAGUAGAACCUUUCUCUAUUUUCUGCGGCAACUUUAAUUCCGCGAUCUCGGUAACAACCUGAUUUGUUACAAGACGGGUUUGAUUCCUGGCCGGUAACGUCGCUGUUCAAUUUGUUUUGCAGCAAUGUUAAAACAAGUUGCACGCUUCUGCUGCCCGUUUUACCGUGCCUUAUGGCCAAAUUCAACAAAACUUCCAAAUUUCAUUCGGUAAAAAGCUAAAAAAAGUACCAUGUGCAAGUACUGCCAUUAAUAAUAAGAUCUGUUAAUAUAACUGCUCUAUUUGCCACUUUCGUGGUUACAAGUUUGGAGCUCCACCCCUGUGUCUAAGCAAUCGCUCUGGUGCUUGCUGGCAAGUGGAUUAUUCAUAACCCCUGCAUAACUUUAUUAAUACGACAAACCUGCUCAUACUGCCAUACAAGUUACUAAGUACGUUUAGCUUUGCUGUAAUGUCAUAUAAUUUUGAUUGGUUUGUUUCUUUCAGUGAUUGAGCCGAUAUUUGUUUUUGUGAUGAGUUAUCUUGCUUAUCUGACUGCAGAAUUGUUCCACUUUUCUGGAAUUAUGAGGUACACUUAUUAUGGCCCUACGUUAACAUAUUUUCAACAUUGCAUCGAAGGUGUAUGCAUAUCUAACGCGUGAAUACCGUAUUAUAGGAAAUUAACGCUCCAUGAAAUUAACGCGAAUCGUUGAAAUUCGCGUUAAUUUUGUUGAGCGUUAAUUUCCGCGACGUUAAUUAAGUGCAGGUUAAUUUCCAUGCUCUUAAUUUCCAGUAUUUUAACCCCAAUUUUGGAACCUGUUCAGACAUUCUUGACACCUAAAAAACAUUAACUACAAGCUUUCUUUCUUUCCAUUUACCCUUUAUUUUAAAGCUAAGGCGCAGGUUUACGAUAUUUCGAGUUCAUCUUCAGCGUUGUCGCUGUCAGAAGUGAUGUCAGCUCAGUUUUGUUCAGUUUUGGAUUUUUUUGCAUCCAGUGUUGAGGAAAUAAAUUUGUCCAACUGUGUCUCAAUCGCGUUAAUUUCCUUUAUUAUGAAAUUCUACCUCCUCUUUCGCGUUAAUUUUCUUUAUUUGAAAGUCGUUUUCCAUUAAAUUCGCGUUAAUUUAAGUCGCGUUAAUUUCCAAUACCUUAAUUUCAUGGAGCGUUAAUUUCCUAUAAUAAGGUAGAUGGGAAAUGGAUUAGAUUAGAUGAUUCGUGAAUGAAUAAAUGGAUGGAUGGUAAUGAUGGGACAGAAUGAAAUGAAUGCGUGGCAAUUCAGAAAGUAGAUAAAUUAUUAACAAAUUUUAUGAUCUUUCAGAAACCCAGAUUGUCAUAAAGCGCUAGUACAUGUCUAUGACGUCUAGUGUUACACACCGCAUUUCAGUCCAGCAGUUCAAAAUGAACCUGUUUUUAAUUCCCAUUGAGCUUAAGACCCACUUUAUAUGGAGAAAAGUUGUCCCCCUCCUAUCCGAGCCAUCUUUACUGAACGUUCAUAUGAAAAAAAGUUGAUCCGUUUUCCCGAGCCAACAGGGGUCAUUAUACGUUUCUGGGAAACUGCCCACCUACCCCUCCCCUAAGCCAUAUAAAUGGAGUCUAAGUGCAUGGAGUAUAAGAGCUUAAAAGCCAGAUGAUGUUGCAGCUCUUACAAGGCCUCACAUGACUUGUUUCGAAAAGCAACCAACAAACAAAGUUUACACUGGAACCAAGUCCUAAAACAAACGAGCUGCGACAUAUAUUGGGUGUAAUGAAAUUAGAGGUUUUAAAGAGCAGUUAACACUACUGAGCAAGUCAGAAAGGUUUCAUUAUUGAGACAGGGGUUUUGUUUCUUCUUAUUGCAGUAUUGUUACUUGCGCAAUCAUCAUGAAGCCGUACGUGGAGCUCAAUAUUUCAAGAAAAUCCCAUACAACCAUCAAGUACUUUCUUAAGAUGAUGAGGUAUGUACUGCAAUACCUACAUGUGAAAAUUACAAACCUUUUGCGGGUAGUAGUAUAUAGAGGAUAUUACACGGUGGCGAGAAGAUAUGAAUUUUAUGUUCGAGUGGCAAGAACAAUAUCUCACGAGUGAGCGAAGCGAACGAGUGAGAUAUUGUUCUUGCCACGAGAACAUAAAAUUCAUAAUCAUUGAACGAUACGACACUCACAAAGGUGACAUACGGAAAAUACGCCACUCGGGUCCCGGAUGAAGUGGCGUAUGGAAUCUACGAGUGGUUUAGUUCCCAGUAAAACACUCUCCUCCAUAUAAUAAAAACAAAUAAUAGCACGAUUUGUAUGUGAUAUGUGACAUAAAUACCACUCGUGAUAUUUCAAAAUUGUCUUCUAAUUUCACGAGCCGUUAAUUACGUAUAACAAUUUUGAAAUAUCACUCGUGGUAUAUAUGUCAUAUAUCACUACUAAUCAUGCUAUUACCUAUACAAAUAUGCUUUUGAUCUAAAUUAUAUUAUAAAUUCACGCGGGAAAAAAUGAUUGAUUGUCAUAUGCGCUGUCAAGAAUGGCGUCAAAUAUCACUCAUUCACCUAUUGGUCAAUUGUCAUGACGUCACCGGUGGAAUUUUCGACCGUUGAAUUUCGCCCCAAGAACGUAUGAAAAGUCCUUUAAAGUGGCAUAAACUAUCAGGAAAAACAAAAAAAGGACUUGUUUGUCUGUGUUUUUUUUUUUGCCAGAACCCAAGUGUUGCACUUUUAUCGACAAAAUCAAAUAUGACAAACUCAAUUUGUACCAUUUCUUGUUUUCUUCACAGUUCAAGCAGUGAAACUCUGAUCUUUAUGUUCCUUGGAGUCCGAGUGGUUACUGAAAAUCAUGUCUGGCACACGCAGUUUGUGUUUGUGACUUUAAUUUUUAUUUUGAUCUACAGGGCGUUAGGUAAUUUACUACACUUUAAAAACAAUAAUCUUAGGCCUGGGUCAUAUGAGCAAAGUUAUUGUUCUCGCUCAUUGGCAUGGACUGCAAAACGUUCGGUCUUUUCGCAAAAUUUGGUUUUCCAAGGUGUGAAGCGCCGGCGGCGUCAAAGUCUCACGCGUGAAGCGCGCACGAGACAAAUUUUUUCGCGUCUCUGCUCAGUCUCACUCCCCGUUUUCAGCCUCGCUCCAUACCUUUCGCGUUUUUGACCACGCAAAAAUACGGACUGUUUUGCAGUGUAAUUAUCAAUAGGUUCGGCUUAUGUGAAGCACAGUGUUGACCUGGGCCUAAUUUCAUGUUUUCUUAUUAAUUUAUUAGCGAACUUAAGUAACAAAGACAGCACGGUAACAAAAAGGUAACGUCAAAAGUAAAUUCACACUUUCAAACUUCCAUGUGAUUCUUCCCAGUCAUUGAAAUUGUCAAAUAUUAGCGAAAUGUCCUGGAGAUGAAUUCUAAAGGACGGUAUUCAAGUUGAGAAAAGAAAGACAAAACGGCUCGGUGUUUACGUCCGUCAUAAACUUUAUUGUAAGAAAUUUCACCUUGUAGUAAUGAAGCGUUGCAAAGCCUGUGAACACUGAGGUCUUUUGCGAGGCAUAGGUCGAGAGAAAACUUGGAAGCGCAAGCAGACAGGGAGGGACGAUGAUGCGGUUAUUUGUUGUAGCUCUAAGACUACGCAAGAGUCAGUAUUGCCUCGUCCACUCGUAUCCGGAGAUUUCCCUUCUCCGUUUUCGACAAAAAUAUGCGUCCUUGCGUAGCUUAUUUGAAUCAAUUUCGCCUGUCCACACGAAAACGCUAAAACAUGGAAAUGCGGUAGCAUCUCUUACUGGGGAUGCGCUGUAUGAUGUAUGACAUUAUCCUAUUUGAAGACUUCCUUUUCAUGCGUCCACACGAAAACGAUAAGCCGGCGUUUUCAAAAAACUCCACUCCGGGGACCGUUUUCGAAGAUCUGCGUUUUUGGUUCCCGAAAAUUCCGUUUACGUAUGGACGAAAGGCCAAAACGGAGGAAAAAAAUCUCCGUUUUCGAGAAAAUAUCAGGAUAGGUGUGGGCGGGACCUUAAUAGCCUGCGUAACAAGCGUUUCGGUGCUGUUUCGAGAGUCAAAGACCGCGCGAAAAAUGGCCCCUCCCCCUCCCCCCUCUGUCUUUUUUUGGCUCUCGUUUCAUUUCUCGCGCGGCCAAAACCGAGAAUCCCGUUCCUCGGUCUUCCCUUGCUCCGAAACAGCACGGAAACGCUUGCUACGCAGGCUAGAACCUUAAAGGUACCCGUUUCAACUGUACCCAGUGACAAAGGAAUUGGCAAGAUAUAGUGUGACACGUGUACAUUACAUUGAUUCAUUGCAGGUGUUAUGAUCCUAACGUACCUUGCAAACACGUUUGGUCGAAUGAACAAGCUCAGUGCUGUGGAUCAGUUUAUUAUGGUAUAGAAUUAUUAUUCAUCGUGGUUUGAAACUGAUAGCGUUGAAGAUAAGAGAGUAAGAUAAAGAACAACUUUAUUUAACCAUGCUAACUUAGGGCUACAGCUGUAUGUUUACACUUGGAGGCCGUUCACAGUACGCUAGUUCGGUACUCGUUGGGUACUUAUGUGAACACACCCUUUUUUCAAGUACCCACACCAGUCUAAAUACACGAGUUACUUUCUAAUACAGCCACGGUGCCAAUGUCAGUUCCACACAGCAAAUCGAGACAAAUCUGAAGGAGAUCAGCCGUCAGUAAACGAUCGAACUUUCACUCUGAUAAAUAUAUGUUACAAGUGUAAUUCUAAACAGCUUAGCUUUGUGCUCAACGUAAGCAGUUGAAAAGAAUCCUAAAGAAAUUGUGGAUUCGACUUUUUAAGUUGUCAAGGGGUACCUUAAAGUGGACUGUUAUUAAACAAGUCAUUUCUUGUUUCAAACGUACUGUAAUUUUUGUUUAAAAUGUGUAAACUGCGAUUCAGGCGUCACUUGGCGUUUAAGCUCAUAAAUUCACUAAGUAGGAACUUGUUUUCGCUCAGCACGUAUUCGUUUUGUUUUUGUAUUGCAGAGCUAUGGUGGUAUCAGAGGAGCUGUGUCAUUUUCUCUCGCCAUUUUACUCACCAAAGAGCACUUUCCACUCAAAGAAAUGUUCGUCACAACCACUAUAGUUAUUGUCCUUUUCACAGUCUUUUUCCAGGUACGUUAACAAAAGAACCCACUGGUAAAGGUUUUACAUCAAUUCGUCUUGGAAAAUGUAGCCAAGUGUUCCAAGUUUGUCGUCUCGAUGAUUCUAAACCAUCCGUGAUCCCGUACAGUUUAAGACUAGUUUAUAAUAAUUACCCUGUAGGUGUUUCCCUGUUUUAGUAGACUUGUAUUUUAAGAUUUCCGUCAAUUUCGAGAUAAUUCUAUGCGUUUUAAAAUGACGACUCAGAUUGUCGCGUCUAGGCGAGAAACGAAGCGUGUUGCUUAGAUUCUUUUCAAAACUCCUUUGCAAAAUGGUGAAGCGAACGCGUGCACAUCAUUUUUUUUCCAUGUUUACCAGAUGAGUGGCUCCCUUAUAGUAAUACAGCAUUUUGUCCACUUGCAGUAUUUUUUUACCUAAUGUUGGUCCUUUGUUGAAACUCGGCGUCAACUCGAAGUAGAUGAGUUCCUCAUUGCUUACAGAAAGAAGUGCGUUGAUUAAGUCAUGGUGUCGUUCUACUAGAUUAAAAGAUAAAGAAAGCAGCGCUGUUUUUUAGGGCAGAAAGGAAAAUCAGGACUUACCAAUCUGUUUGAAAUUGUUUUCAGGGAAUGACCAUUAAACCUCUUGUGAGAAUACUUCACGUUAAGCUCAGUGGUAAAGAGCAUAAGUGCAUGUACGCGGAACUGAAUGAGAAGGUAAAAUUUGAGUUGUUUUAUAGCACUGGCCUUUGGGGUGUAGCGAAGCUUCAGAGAGCGCCUAACAAAUGAAAACAGUCCGGCACCAAUAACAUCCCCCUGAUUGGUCAUUUAAGUGACGUCAUGCAGUAAUGUAAGAAUUGACAGGUAGCGAACUUGAGAUAAAANUUUUCAGGGAAUGACCAUUAAACCUCUUGUGAGAAUACUUCACGUUAAGCUCAGUGGUAAAGAGCAUAAGUGCAUGUACGCGGAACUGAAUGAGAAGGUAAAAUUUGAGUUGUUUUAUAGCACUGGCCUUUAAGGUGUUGCGAAGCUUCAGAGAGCGCCUGACAAAUAAAAACAGUCCGGCACCAGAAACAUCCCCCUGAUUGGUCAUUUAAGUGACGUCAUGCAGUAAUGUAAGAAUUUACAGGUAGCGAACUUGAGAUAAAAUCGUGCAACGUUUCACUUAGCAUCAGAUGUCGAUUCAUAUUCAUGUUUGUACGAAGGCUACAAAGGGUUAAUACAGAAAAGGAAAAUCACUGAACGUCAGUUUUAUACGGUUUGGUAGCUGGUUUUAUAUGUUACUGUGCACUAUUCUCCGUUCUUCUCAACUAGUAGCAAGAGAUGAUCGCGUAUAUGUAUGUAGUGUAUAUUUUUAAAGCUGUCAAAGGCUCCAACAUUGAAAAUUACUGUCAUGACAUUUACCCGUCGCUUUUCUUUCACGAAGCAACUUCGCUCGCUUUGAAAUGUAAAGCAUUGUACUCGUUCCCCCUACAAAGUUCUUAGAAAAACAUAUUUGUUAUAUUUGUUAUAGGGGGAGCAAGGGUAGUGGAGUGGUGAGAGCACUUGCGUCCCACCAAUGUUGCCCGGGUUCGACCGGGUCGACGCCAUAUGUGGGUUGAGUUUGUUGUUGGUUCUCUCCCUUGCUCCGAGAGGUUUUUCUCCGGGUACUCUGGUUUCCUCCUCUCCUCAAAAACCAAAAUUUUCAAGUUCCAAUUCGACCAGGAAUCAGGUAGACGAAGAACCACUAGGUGGAUGUGCUACCUCUAAAUCGUUAUUUAUUAUUUAUUUAUUUAUUAUGCCUGGAUUUCACUUGAUGCUGUCAAUUCGAGCGCGAAUAUCGUUCGUAUAAAGUGACCGAGGAUUUCUCCUGUAAUUACCCUUUUGUAGCAUAAAAUGAGAAAUAUCUCCUGCCUUUCACCGGGCGCGAAUCAUUCGCGGUCUGGUUAAGGAAAGUGGUAUUUUCCUUCUCGAUACUUCGCUUUCUGUUACUAUAGAUCUCCCGCUCGGAGAUGUGAAGUGUUCGAAGUCUGUAUGAAAAUAGACUUUGAAGUGACUGGUGAUCUUUUGAGCGCCUGCUAAUAGAUUCUCAGGAUACCAUUGAAAAGCGCGCGUUUGUGAAAUGUUUGGGUUCUUGGGUCUCCUGUGCCAGCAUGGAUAAUAGAAAGACUGGACAGGAAACUUAUGUCACGUGAGCUGAUUUCUCAUCGCUGAUUGGUUGUUUCGUGCUCCAAGAUGGCGUUGGAUGGUUCCAUCCAUUAUCCAUGGUGCCAGGGUAUACCUUUAUUGUUAUUGUCACAAUAAGGAUUAUAGGCGGAUUAAUUCAUGAUCAUGAGUUGUGGCUAACAUCUUUUUCCUGCUAACUUCUCACGAAUGAAAUGCAGUUUUCCAGUAGAUAAAGUAUUGUGCCCGCUGUACUAAGAAAAACUGUAAGCCUUUUUUGGGGUUUUAGUUCUUAGAUCACCUUGUGGCUGGAAUUGAAGAAAUCAGUGGCCAGCGAGGACAUGGUUACUACUGGGUAAGAUUCAAUGGAAUUCCUCUGAGAGUUCUGUUUCUUUGUUGUGCUUUGGGAAUUUGUGUCUCUUUUAAAGCCUUCAUUAGAGAGGUUAAGCAUCAUGUUUACGUCAAACGGCAAACGCGAAUUUGUCGGUUACUGUUCAUUAUUUCUACACACAAAAUAAAAGGAAAGUCGAAUCACGAAGAAAAAGGGCACAUUCUUGUGCAAUGGUUUCUUGCUUUCUUUAUUGCAAAGUAAUGUAAGUUAGUUUGAACUCUUCCCGUGCCUUCAGCUAGCCUGUUUCUAGGCUCCAGGAUAGUAAUGUGCAGGGUUCGUGAAAACUGAUGCGAAAAACGCGCGGAUGCUGGGGAGAGAGAUACACCACCGUCUCCUUCCCCAGAUCGUCGCGUCUUAUUUUCGCUUGGCUUGUUUUCGCGACUUCCUUACUAUCUGAGAGCAUUGCAGCUUUGUAGCUUUGACAAUGCGUUCGGGUUUGACAUCGGCUUCAUGAGAGAACAAGAGAGGAAAAAGGGUUAGAGAAAUUGUCAAACCUAAUGANAAAGUAUUGUGCCCGCUGUACUAAGAAAAACUGUAAGCCUUUUUUGGGGUUUUAGUUCUUAGAUCACCUUGUGGCUGGAAUUGAAGAAAUCAGUGGCCAGCGAGGACAUGGUUACUACUGGGUAAGAUUCAAUGGAAUUCCUCUGAGAGUUCUGUUUCUUUGUUGUGCUUUGGGAAUUUGUGUCUCUUUUAAAGCCUUCAUUAGAGAGGUUAAGCAUCAUGUUUACGUCAAACGGCAAACGCGAAUUUGUCGGUUACUGUUCAUUAUUUCUACACACAAAAUAAAAGGAAAGUCGAAUCACGAAGAAAAAGGGCACAUUCUUGUGCAAUGGUUUCUUGCUUUCUUUAUUGCAAAGUAAUGUAAGUUAGUUUGAACUCUUCCCGUGCCUUCAGCUAGCCUGUUUCUAGGCUCCAGGAUAGUAAUGUGCAGGGUUCGUGAAAACUGAUGCGAAAAACGCGCGGAUGCUGGGGAGAGAGAUACACCACCGUCUCCUUCCCCAGAUCGUCGCGUCUUAUUUUCGCUUGGCUUGUUUUCGCGACUUCCUUACUAUCUGAGAGCAUUGCAGCUUUGUAGCUUUGACAAUGCGUUCGGGUUUGACAUCGGCUUCAUGAGAGAACAAGAGAGGAAAAAGGGUUAGAGAAAUUGUCAAACCUAAUGAACCAAAUGGAGGCUGUCAAACCCUUUUAAUAUUUCUCCUGAAUCGUAUUUUUCCUUCUUUUUUUUCCCCAGGAAAUGUUAGAAUAUUUUCACAGUAAUUACCUCAGAAAAUGGUUGAUUCGUGACAGUAAUAGCUUCGUCCAUGACGAGGAUAUAUUGCUGGCCUACAGAAGACUGGCUUACAAGUAAGGAACGAGUUUCACGUGUCGAGUAUUGUCCUGUUUAUUCUCGCUUUUCAAUGUUCAAAGUAUAUUGAUAUGUGGUUACUAAGAUUGGCCAAAGUUAACAUGCGACUUUGUUAAAUAUUUGUUUCAAUGAACAAUUAGCCCUCGCAAUUUACACUUUACACUGUCAUUAACCGACAGGACUGAACAUUUGGGUCGUUUUGUAGCUGUUUUAUCCUUAGUUAUUUAGCACUUUAGUUAUUUUGGUGAAGAAAAGAAUUCUCUAAUUGUAUCGCGAGACUCCAGGGUAAUAAUUUCAUUCAUCCGGCAUGUCUAACAUUUGCUGAUUUUAUCUUGCGCGGAAUAAUUUGAAGUUAAUUUAGCCUUUUCGCUAAUCAGCCAAUGAAAGUUGGUGUCAUAACUAGAGUUCAUUUGCAUAGUUGUAUUUAAUAGUAAGUACACGCUUUGUGAUUGGUCAAUUCAGUAGCCCUUUGUGUUCUUUCGCGCCAAUUUAGACAACUCAGUAUGGCAAUAAAUACCCCUUUAACCUUGUUUGCUUGGUCUGUGCUUUUUUCAGAGACGCCCUGACUCGUUUAGAGAGAGAAGGUAGUGGAGCAGCGUUGUUUCAGAAAUCAGGGUAAGAAUAAUUAAUAGCUGUUUUGUUUGUCUGUUUAUUUGUUUUUUUUUUGUCAAACAGUACAGUGAACUUUCGCUUAUGACCCCUAGGUUUAUACAUCUUCGUAAGGAGUUUUAUGAGGGCUUAUAAACGCAGGGGUUUUCAUCCGAGGGGGUUUAUGACCGGUAUAGAAAAAGGGCUUCAAAAUAUGCUAAAGCAGUGCUGAUCAAAGUACGUUUUGCAGUUAGUGGUUUUCUAUUAAGCUUUAAAUGGAAUUCAUUUCAAUACAUUUGGAACUGAAUUAGAGGGAGGCGUAUGUCCGGGGGGCGCUUAUAACAGGAUGUAUUUUUGUUUACGGGUAGAUGGGCUUAUAACUGGGGAGGUGAGGGGGCUUAUAAGUCGGGUAGAUUAUAAGGGGGAGUUUACGGUAUUCAGUUACACCAUUUAUAGUUGAUAGAGUGGAAUGGUGAUGAACACAAGCAUGUCAGACUCCUCUGUUACUGUAUGUCUUUGUAGACUUGAAGGUGCACAACGUUCAAUAGCAUACCUGUUAUUUUGGUCUUAUUGACCAAGAAAAACGUGGCAUUAACUUAUUCCAUUUUAAUUUGUGAACAAAAAAUCAAGGAUUGUGCACUGUUAUGGAGCUACGAACAUAAACUGCAGCCGUUUUUUUAUCUUUUAUGUUUGCCGCCUUUCAUAACCAAUAAUCCUUUCACCGCUGUUGUGGGUUAUUUAACAAAGCAACAGCAGCUUUGCAUUUAAACCCUCUUAUGUUCAGCCCUAAAGUAGGAAUUACCUGCAAAGUUUGACCAUUUCAUGGCGUAAUAAUAUUUCUGAAAAUUAUGACGCCACUACAUAAACUACAGGGAGAACGGGGUACAAGCCCGAGGCCGGGGGUACAAGUUUUUUCGCGCAAAGAUAUCUGGGAUCGCGUAUACUGAGGUACUGGUUUUCUUUGAACAUGUUCAAUGCCAUUGACCAAUUACAGCUAACGCUGUCCACCAAAACUCGACAAACCACUGCGCUGAAAGAUUGUAGUCAUCCGGCUCAUUCCUCCUUUUUGCCUCUUGUUUAUGAAUAGGCAAAUUAUGGCGAUGUUACUCGGGAACGUCGCGCGCGUCAAACAUUGAAGCGAUUAAGACUCACGUUUACGGCAAACAGCAUACUUAUAGUUUCUCAAAUUAGGUAAUGAGCAGACAAAAACUCUCCAAAAUAGUUCGUAUGGAUGAACUAAACAUGAAACGACUCUUUUUGUGUUGAUAUGUAAUUAGCAGUAAAGGACAAGUAAACGGAAAACUUGGUCACGUGGUAUAAAUUGACAUUUGCAGUUUGCUGCUAACGUGAUUCGAAAGCUCUUUAUUAGCGGGGAAUACCCUUCAACGAGUUGGUCACCCAAUACAUAUCGAAUAUAUUAAAGGGGAAUCUUUUAGAAGUGGUGUUUUCGUUGGCAUUGUUUUCGUGUAAGCACAAGGCCUCUGAUACAAGAGUUAAAACCAAGUUAUAACCGUAUGUACGCACUUUUCAACCUCUAUUCCAGGCUUUCAGUAGAAAUGUUGGCUCGCGGCGCAUUUGAAGCAGCGGCGAUCACGUCUAUGUAAGUAGUAAAUGAAUUUUCAGGGAAUGACCAUUAAACCUCUUGUGAGAAUACUUCACGUUAAGCUCAGUGGUAAAGAGCAUAAGUGCAUGUACGCGGAACUGAAUGAGAAGGUAAAAUUUGAGUUGUUUUAUAGCACUGGCCUUUGGGGUGUAGCGAAGCUUCAGAGAGCGCCUAACAAAUGAAAACAGUCCGGCACCAAUAACAUCCCCCUGAUUGGUCAUUUAAGUGACGUCAUGCAGUAAUGUAAGAAUUGACAGGUAGCGAACUUGAGAUAAAAUCGUGCAACGUUUCACUUAGCAUCAGAUGUCGAUUCACAUUCAUGUUUUUACGAAGGCUGCAAAGGGCUUAAACAGAAAAGGAAAAUCACUGAACAGGAAGGAAGUCUUCAGUUUUAUACGGUUUGGUAGCUGGUUUUAUAUGUUACUGUGCACUAUUCUCUGUUCUUCUCAACUAGUAGCUAAAGGUGAUCCCUUCUAUGUAUGUGGUGUAUAUUUUUAAAGCUGUCGAGGGCUCCAACAUUGAAAAUUAUUGUCACGACAUUUGCCCUUCGGUUUUCUUCCGCGAAACAACUUCGCUCUGAAAAUUUCUUUUACGAAGAAUUCAAUGUGAAACAUUGCACUCCUUCCCCCUACAAGGUUCUUAGAAAAACACAUUUGUUAUAGGAUAUCAUAAAGCCUUGAUUUCACUUGAUGCUGUCAAAUGGGUUUAAAUUCGAGAGCGAAUAUCGUUUAUAACAAGUGACCGAGGAUUUCUCCUGUAAUUACCCUUUUGAAGUAUCAAUUGAGAAAUGUCUCCUCUUUACGUUUUUCAAGAUGUAACUGAGCGCUAAUCAUUGGCGGUCUGGUUAAGGAAAGUGUUACUUUCCUACUCGAUACUUGGCUUUCUGUUACUAUAGAUCUCCCGCUCGGAGGUCUGAAGUGUUCGAAUUCUGUUUGAAAAUAGACUUUGAAGUGACUGGUGAUCUUUCGAGCGCCUGCUAAUAGAUUCUCAAGAGACCAUUGAAAAGCGCGCGUUUGUGAAAUGUUUGGGUUCUUGGGUCUCCUAUCCAAAACUCUGUGCCAGCAUGGAUAAUAGAAAGACUGGAUAGGAAACUUAUGUCACGUGAGCUGAUUUCUCAUCGCCGAUUGGUUGUUUCGUGCUCCAAGAUGGCGUUGGAUGGUUCCAUCCAUUAUCCGUGGUGCCAGGGUAUACCUUUAGUGUUAUUGUUAUAGGCGGAUUAAUUCAUGAUCAUCAGUUGUAGCUAACAUCUUUUUCCUGCUAACUUCUCACGAAUGAAAUGCAGUUUUCCACUAGAUAAAGUAUUGUGCCCGCUGUACUAAGAAAAACUGUAAGCCUUUUUUGGGGUUUUAGUUCUUAGAUCACCUUGUGGCUGGAAUUGAAGAAAUCAGUGGCCAGCGAGGACAUGGUUACUACUGGGUAAGAUUCAGUGGAAUUCCUCUGAGAGUUCUGUUUCUUUGUUGUGCUUUGGGAAUUUGUGUCUCUUUUAAAUUGUUCAUUAGAGAGGUUAAGCAUCAUGUUUACGUCAAACGGCAAACGCGAAUUUGUACCAUGUGACCAAGUUUCCCCUUUUCUUGUUGUUUACUGUUCAUUAUUUCUACACCUAAAUUCGUAGUUUCACGCAAUUUUUUANAAAGUAUUGUGCCCGCUGUACUAAGAAAAACUGUAAGCCUUUUUUGGGGUUUUAGUUCUUAGAUCACCUUGUGGCUGGAAUUGAAGAAAUCAGUGGCCAGCGAGGACAUGGUUACUACUGGGUAAGAUUCAGUGGAAUUCCUCUGAGAGUUCUGUUUCUUUGUUGUGCUUUGGGAAUUUGUGUCUCUUUUAAAUUGUUCAUUAGAGAGGUUAAGCAUCAUGUUUACGUCAAACGGCAAACGCGAAUUUGUACCAUGUGACCAAGUUUCCCCUUUUCUUGUUGUUUACUGUUCAUUAUUUCUACACCUAAAUUCGUAGUUUCACGCAAUUUUUUAUCCAUAAGAAUUGUUUGGACCUCUUUUUAUAUGCUCAUUUUCUAUUUUGAGAAAUUCUCAUCUUGAAUCUGCCGUUUUCCGUUUGCCGUAAACGUGAAGCUUAAUCUCUCUAUAAUUAUCAUGAAAAAGUGACUGCAUACUGGAAGUUAGUGCUAUUAUGGGAAGGGGAGUGAGGUGGGGGAAUGGAACGUUUUCUGCCGAUUUCCACCCUCACAGGAAAGAGUUUCAGAAUACAGUUACACAAUCAAAAUGAAAAAAAAGGUUUUUAAUGAGGAGUUUAUUAGAGUGCAAAAAUAGUGUUUGUAUACACGUGCCAUUGAGAGGCCGUUUCAUAUGUUCUUAUCCCAUUGAUUCGACCAGUCGAAUACAACCAAAAACUGCUAAAAAUUUCGCUUCUUCCAGUCCCACUGCCACACUUGAGUCGCCAACAGUAGCCUAUGAAAGAGUGUGUUACAAGCGUUUUGCUUUAACUGUCUAAUAAGCCACUCUUGUUUGAUGACUAAACGGUCCAGUUUUUUUAUGAGAUCGUAUCAAUUGUCCACCGUUAGAAGCAAUCUGUGGUUCUUGAUUCACGGCAGCUCGUAAAUAUUACGUGAAAGAAAAAAAGGAAAGUCGAAUCACGAAGAAAAACGGCACCUAUUUGUGCAAUGGUUUCUUGCUUUCUUUAUUGCAAAGUAAUGUAAGUUAGUUUGAACUCUUCCCGUGCCAUCAGCUAGCCUGUUUCCAGGCUCCAAGAUAGUAAUGUGCAGGGUUUCGUGAAAACUGAUGCGAAAAACGCGCGGAUGUUGGGGAGAGAGAUACACCACGCACGUCUUAUUUUCGCUUGGCUUGUUUUCGCGACUUCCUUACUAUCUGAGAGCAUUGCAGCUUUGUAGCUUUGACAAUGCGUUCGGCUUUGACAUCGGCUUUAUGAGAGAACAAGAGAGGAAAAAGGGUUAGAGAAAAUGUCAAACCUAAUGAACCAAAUGGAGGCUGUCAAACCCUUUUAAUAUUUCUCCUGAAUCGUAUUUUUUCUUCUUUUUUUCGCCAGGAAAUGUUAGAAUAUUUUCACAGUAAUUAUCUCAGAAAAUGGUUGAUUCGUGACAGUAAUAGCUUCGUCCAUGACGAGGAUAUAUUGCUGGCCUACAGAAGACUGGCUUACAAGUAAGGAACGAGUUUUAAGUGUUGAGUAUUGUCCUGUUUAUUCUCGCUUUUCAAUGUUCAAAGUAAAUUGCAUUGAUAUGUGGUUACUAAGAUUGGCCAAAAUUAACAUGCGACUUUGUUAACUAUUUGUUUCAAUGAACAAUUAGCCCUUCAGUUUACACGUCAUUAACCGACAGGACUGAACAUUUGGGUCGUUUUGUAGCUGUUUUAUCCUUAGUUAUUUAGCGCUUUAGUUAUUUUGCUGAAGAAAAGGAAUUCCCUAAUUGUAUUGUGAGACUCGAGGGUAAUAAUUUCAUUCAUCCCGCGUGUCUAACAUUUCCUGAUUUUAUGUUGCGCGGAAUAAUUUGAAGUUAAUUUAGCCUAUUCGCUAAUCAGCCAAAGACAGUCGGUGUUAUAACUAGAGGAACUUCAUUUACAUAGUUGUAUUUAAUAGUAAGUGCACGCUUUGUGAUUGGUCAAUUCAGUGGCCCUUUGUGUUCUUUCGCGCCAAUUUAGACAACUCAGUAUGGUAAUAAAUACCCCUUUAACGUUGUUUACUUGGUCUGUACUUUUUUCAGAGACGCCCUGACUCGUUUAGAGAGGGAAGGUAGUGGAGCUGCGUUGUUUCAGAAAUCAGGGUAAGAGGAAUAGCUGUUUUGUUUGUUUGUUUGUUUGUUUGUUUUUUUGUCAAACAGUACCUUAAACUGUCGCUUAUUAGCUCUUAUACAUCUUCUUAUACAUCUUUCGGGCGUAAGGGGUUUUAUGAUGGCUAAUAAACGCGGAGGUUUACACCCAAGGGGGAUUAUGACCGGUACAGAGAAAGGGCUUCAAAAUAAUAAAAUAAGUUUUGCGUUUACUGGUUUUUCAAUUAAGCUUUAAAACACUAUAAUGAAUCAAAUUCAUUUCAAUACAUUGGAAAGUGAAUUAGAGAAAGACUUAUGUCCGGGGGGUGCUUAUAAUCGGGUGUAUUUUUGUUUACAGGUAGACGGGCUUAUAACUGGGGGGGGCUUAUAAGUCGAGGAGCUUAUAAGCGGCAGUUUACGGUAUUCAGUCACAUCAUUUAUAGUUGAUAGGGUGGAAUGGUGAUGAACACAAGCAUGUCAGACUCCUCUAUUACUGUAUGUGUCUUUAAAGACUUGACGGUGCACAGCGUUCCAUAGCGUACCUGUUAUUUUGGUCUUAUUGACCAAUAAAAACCUGACAUUAAUUUAUUCCGUUUUCAUUUGUGAACAAAAAACCAAGGAUUGUGCACCGUUAUGGAUCUCCCAACAUAAACUGCAGCCGUUUUUUUCAAUCUUUGAUGUUUGCCGCCUUUCAUAACCAAUCUAUGGCUACAACUAGUUGCUGCGAAAAGAAGGGGGUUAUUUAACAAAGAAAUAACAGCUUUCCAUUUAUACACUAUUAAUUUCAGCCCUAAAGUAGGAAUUACCUGCAAAGUUUGACCAUUUCAUGGCGUAACAAUAUUUCUGAAAAUUAUGAGCCACUACAUAAACUACAGGGAGAAUGGGGUACAAGCUCGAGGCCGGGGGUACAAGUUUUUUCGCGCAAAGAUUUCUGGGAUCGUAUACUGAGGUACUGGUUUUCUUUGAACAUGUUGAAUGCCAUUGACCAAUCACAGCUAACGCUGUCCACCGAAGCCCGACAAAUCACUGCGCUGAAAGAUUGUAGUCAUCCGGCUCAUUCCUCCUUUUUUCGUCUUGUUUAUGAAUAGGCAAAUUCUGCUGACGUUACUCGGAAAGUCACGCGCGUCAAACAUUGAAGCGAUUAAGACUCACGUUUACGGCAAACAGCAAACUUAUAGUUUCUCAAAUUAGGUAAUGAGCAGACAAAAACUCUCCAAAAUAAUUUGUAUGGAUGAACUUGACAUGAAACUACGCUUUUUGUGCUGAUAUACAGGGACAAGUAAACGGAAAACUUGGUCACGUGGUACAAAUUGACAUUUGCAGUUUGCUGCUAACGUGAUUCGAAAGCUCUUUAUUAGCGGGGAAUACCCUUCAACGAGUUAGUCACCCAAUACAUAUCGAAUAUAUUAAAGGGGAAUCUUUUAGAAGUGGUGUUUUCGUUGGCAUUGUCAUCGUGUAAGCGCACGGCCUCUUAUACAAGAGUUAAAACCAAGUUAUAACCGUAUGUACGCACUUUUCAACCUCUAUUCCAGGCUUUCAGUAGAAAUGUUGGCUCGCGGCGCAUUUGAAGCAGCGGCGAUCACGUCUAUGUAAGUAGUAAAUGAUAGAAAUGGGAUAUGGUACAACAACAAAAAUACCAAUCCUUUUUGUUACUUUACACAAGUACCUGAUUGGUAUUGUUUAUAUUUUUUGAGUAAUAUAUUGUGUAAACCUUCUCGCGUGGGUCGGAUUCGCAAGCUUUUUGAAAUUUUCUGCCAAACGUCUUUGUUCACACGUAAGUGAUGGAGACCCUAAAGUGUCAGAAUGAAAAAAUGCGACACGUAAAGGACACAAAGUUGCUUUUUAGUGAUAUUUUGGUUAUGACAAUAUAGGAUCUGAUCUGCCGUAAAACAAUUAGGUAAACUGUACUAUUANAUACAAGAGUUAAAACCAAGUUAUAACCGUAUGUACGCACUUUUCAACCUCUAUUCCAGGCUUUCAGUAGAAAUGUUGGCUCGCGGCGCAUUUGAAGCAGCGGCGAUCACGUCUAUGUAAGUAGUAAAUGAUAGAAAUGGGAUAUGGUACAACAACAAAAAUACCAAUCCUUUUUGUUACUUUACACAAGUACCUGAUUGGUAUUGUUUAUAUUUUUUGAGUAAUAUAUUGUGUAAACCUUCUCGCGUGGGUCGGAUUCGCAAGCUUUUUGAAAUUUUCUGCCAAACGUCUUUGUUCACACGUAAGUGAUGGAGACCCUAAAGUGUCAGAAUGAAAAAAUGCGACACGUAAAGGACACAAAGUUGCUUUUUAGUGAUAUUUUGGUUAUGACAAUAUAGGAUCUGAUCUGCCGUAAAACAAUUAGGUAAACUGUACUAUUAACUUGGCAGUUUUUAAGUUGAAAUAUGUUUUGUUUGACAGUGAACCGAGUGAAGUUGAAGAAGAAGAAGAAACUAAACCGAUGUUAAGGUAACGCUUUGUUUAUUUAUCUGCCAGCUGAGCUUUUUCUAGUGACUAAAAUUUAUUCCCUCUUUCCUUCGCAUCAGGCAUUUUUGACGAUUUAAGACGGGAAAGCGUUCGCAGCGGUUGGGGAGCGCAGAACGCAGUAGCAGUCUUUUUCUUUGCCAAAGAUAUGAGUGACUUAUAACAUAUGUAAAAGUGUUUUUUUUUUCUAUCAUCAAUGGUCAUUUAUGUUCCUUCUUCAGAGCCGGCGACGAUGUUCGUGUUCCGGAUUCUGUCCAAAAAGACUGGAGAGCUAAAGGAGGUAAUGUUACCCGUUCUAUCAAAUAUUUUACGGCAGACUGUUGGGGCUGUGUAUGCUUUAUAGCUAAAUAAAUACAUAUAGGAGACAUCACUGUUUACAAACAUUGUUUUUGGAAAGAGUGAAACAAAAGAAUCGUUUUGUUUCAAGGACCAAUGCGCUGCUAGUUGGCUCAUUAAUAUCAAUUCACCAAUAGUCGCCUUGUUACCUUUUAUUUUUUUACAUUUUUUCAAUUAUUUAUGAUUAUAUACGGCACUGACAUAAUUUAACAGUUUUAGUGUUUACAGUGGUCUAGUUAUUCCAAUAUCCAUUUCCCUUCUGUACUUCCUUUUCAGCACCAAGUGGAGGGGAACUUGAAAUUCACGACUCUGCCCACAGUCUUAAUAACUUAUUAACAAGAAACAUGACUAGUUUUGUAAGUGCUGACGUUUGAAUUUUUGGUCUUUUUUCCCUAUCACCCGAUUUGCGCGUCACUUCAAAUGUAGCUGAUUACUAGCGUUCUUGACUUGACAAGUGUUUUUUUUCUUCUUCACAGAGACAUAGAAAGAUGUUCAGAAAUAAUCUAAUUGACGACGAUGAAGAAUUCUUCACGGGAAGAAGAUAUCUUAUGCCCAUGUAAGUUACGAUUGCUCUUUCGGAACAUUUUUCUGUUCAUUUUACAAUUCAAUUCGGGACAAACACUCAACAUUUGUUGAGAACCAAUAUUGCCACAGUCAAAAGUUCUCUUUGAACUUUGAGUGAUCACAAGGAAAAGGUUAAAAAUAAAUUUGGAACGUCAUAAGUAUUGCAAAAUAGAAACAACCGUCAAUAUCGUGACUGUUCGGUAGGGGCUUAUAUGUAGAGGACAAAGGAGAAUGCUUAAGGAUAUGUGGCAAAAAGUCAUAGAAGAAUUCAGCUCGUGCACGAAGUUAGCAAGCUACUGAUCCGCGUAGAACACGUACUAGAAUUCAAAGCAAAGACGGACAUCUGGUAAAACGGACACGUAAAGUUGGUCCCUGCAUUUAGCUUUUCCUUUUAUUUGACUCUCAAUAAGACAGUCUCCUAGUGCAGGUCCCAGACAUGUCCGUCUUAGAAGAAGUUGACUGGACCCCCAGUGGAGGCUCACAAGCGUUUGCCCCGGAUGAACUUUCGUAUUAUCUUUCCAUCAGAAACUUCUGUUAAGGGUGCAUCUCUGAUAAGGAGAAGGAAACAGUUGUUUUUUGUGUCCCAAUAUGCUAAUCUCUCCGUCAAGGAGAAUUAAUCCACUCUUAUGCAUUUAAUAGACGAUGAUUUCCUGCUUUUUGUAAAAGAAGUUAACAGGCCCUUUGCAGCUAGUAAUGGAGAGCCAGGGGCAAACGGGGACGAGACAAACAAAGAGCUCACAUCAUUAUUUUAAACUGGUAAUUUCCUUUCUACGUCUCCUGCUCUCCAAUAUGGCGGUUUUGUACCACGUAGAUGACUAGCUGUAAAGAGCCUAUUUUAAACAAUGCGGGCCUCAUUUCUGUCACAGGACGUUUUCAGUAAAUGGAAACUUCUUUGUCCCACGGUAAUCUGGUUAUCUAAAUGGAGAUUCGCUGUACUUGAUAUUCCGUAUAAUUUUACAGUUAGACUACGAGUAGUCCCUCAUUUUCCCUCAGGGAUAGCCGAGCGAGCGAAACGCGGGAACUGGAAAAAGAAACUGAAAGACAGAACUGUUUUUGACCGGUUCAGAAGAGGGUGGCCGGAGAAAGACAGUCUGCAUGUGAUAAUCAUGAAAGCCAAUCAGCCGAUUAAGCGGAGACAACGCGACGAAAGCGCGUGCAGUUAACCGACCAAUGAGAAGACGGCAGAUUGAGAACCGGAAGUUGGGUUCAGUCCUUUCCGCGCUUUUUUUUGUUCUCAUUUGACUUAUGCCUUGACUUUACUAGAUCUGCCUUAUAAUGAAUUAAAACGCUAUAUUUUCAGGCAACCGCGGCCGACAGCGUAUCAAAAUCAGAUCAUGGUGAAUUCCAAGCCUGUCCACAUUUACCCUCAUAAACGCAAGCCAAGACGUCACAAGCACAAACACAAACACCGCAAACGGCGCGACGAACCAAUGAAAAAAAAGUUGUCUGCAAUAUUUGAAGAAACGGAUGCUGGAGAACAGGUAGGACCCUACAUCAUUUCCUCGCGAAGUCAAAAGUAUCGUACGUGCCUCUCCUUCCUCGCCGGGAAAUACGCUUGAACUUCCAUUAAGCGGCCACCCUCGGGGUACUGGCAAGUGGCCUUUCAGUUGGAGGAUCGUCAUAAAUCAGGAUAAUCUUAAGCAGAAACGUCGCUUUAUUUUAAAAGUGCGGCAAAAAAAAAUUACUGGUCCACAAUCGCUUGUCACUUUAUCUCGGACUGUACUUUUCUUCAUCAUGUUCUUGAAAUGGAGCCAAACCUAGUGAAGAUCAGUAUAGCCGCUUAAUAGAGAUAACAACAAUGGUGUAACUCUCGUUAGGAUGGCCUAAAGGUGGCCGUGGCGGUUUAAUAGAGGUUUCAUCCCCCCUUCUCUUCUACAAUAGUUUCGGGACUUUGAUUACUGGUCGCUUAACAAGGGGUGACCGCUUGAUAGGGGGUCGCUCAAUGGAGGUUCGACUGUAAUAACCUAGUGAAGGCACGUAUUCGUCCAUUCUGUGCAUUUAAACCUCGUUUAUCUCCGUCUAAUACGAUGUAGUUUCCCGUGUAACUCCGACUUUUGUUGUUUGAUAAGAGAACAUGGGACCUACAUCACAGCUACAUCGCUAAAUGACUUAACAAUUUACUCUGUCCUUCCAUCUUUAAAAAAAUGGCUAAAGAAUAAAUUUAAAUGUCCGUUAAGAGAGAGUAGACUGUAUUCGACACGGGAUACGAAUCGGCAACUGUUGUCGUCGUUGUUGUUAUCUCACCAACAAAGGUCGUCUCCUUGAAAUUCUCUAGAGUCCACUCUCUCUUAACGGACACCCCUAUAGGACGGACAACUCAGUAAAACAGAUACCUAGAGUUGAUCCCUGCCUUUCUUUGUUCCCUUUAUUUGACUCUAUAUAAGAAAGACACCACUCUUAGACGGACAUUUAGAAGUACCAGUCCCAAAGAUGUCCGUCUUAGAAGGAGUCCACUGUGUGUAUUCAGUAAUCAUCCUUGGUCUUUGUUUCAGGAUGGAAACAGGUCUCCUACACUGGAGCCUCAAGUUGGACCUAUCCCCAGUAGCGAAGACGAUGAACCUGGUAUCACAUUUGAGGCAUCACGUAAACAUGGAAAAAUGGGUCGGUAUCCAUCCUUUGAAGAGAAUGAAGCAAAACAGCAGGAGACGUAAGUGCGAAGCAUGUAUCACCUAUAAGACAGGGGUUUUUUUGUAGUAUAAAGGGAAGGGGGGUAAGGGAUUGGCAGGAGGCAGCGGCGGGCCGAGCGUGUCCGUGGACUUAAGGGCUCCAUUCGAUUCUGCUAGGCCAGGUGUAAAAGAUAUUUUGCACUGAAAGUACAUCCAUACUUUGGAGCCGUUUACAUGGAACAUAAAAAAGUGUUUACUUAAGAAAAUGUUAUUAUCAUUCGAUGCAAAUUUUUCUUCCUUUUUAUUGGCCGAGAGCCCACCACGUGACCUGCAAAGAACUGCCUACAAAUGAUGGUCUGCUAAGGCGCAAUGUCGUCUUUCAACUGUGUUUGGCUGCAAAUAAUAUUCUGCUCAUGCGUAAACGAAACUACGCUUUUCUCCUUCUUGCGAUCGCUCCUGCGUGAAAAUGGCAGAUGGCUUCCAUUCUAUGAGUUUAUUCAUUGAAAAGAAACUCGCAUUCGAAUGAUAAAACAAUGUUGAACUCGACUAACGCAAAAUAUUGUGAUUUUUCAUUGUCUCGCAGGUCAAUUAUUGCAAAAUGGCAGAUGGCUUCCAUUCUAUGAGUUUAUUCAUUGAAAAGAAACUCGCAUUCGAAUGAUAAAACAAUGUUGAACUCGACUAACGCAAAAUAUUGUGAUUUUUCAUUGUCUCGCAGGUCAAUUAUUGCGGGAAACAAUUGAUGUGCUCGCCACUGACAAAUCACGGUAUUUUGCUCAACCUCGUCGAAAAAUUGUUUAUUAUCAUGAGGUUGCGCAGGAAACUGGGUCAAAAUUUGUCGCCAAAAAAGUCCCAUAGUGCAAUUCGACACAAUACCGAUUAAAUCUCGCGACUCUCAAAGUGGUCAAUUUACUCUCUAAAGCCCCGCGCAAACGGACGCAACAUUUUUGGCCAACAACUCCCAACAUUAAACACUUCGUGACUGGUCCAGAGGGAAACAGUGUUUGUUUCGAGGGGGAACAUUAAACAUUAAACUAUAUCGUAUUGUUGAUGUGUUCCUAAUAAAGUUGUUGUUGUUUUUGUUGUCCCUAGGGACCAGUCUUGAAGUGGUUUGUUAUAUAGCUAGAAAUUCAUUAAACCUCGCUGUAAAACGGCGGUCGUUAGUCAACAUUUGCAGGUGACAGUGUACUGUUACCCUCUGACGUCAUAGAUUUCGCAAUGUUAACCGCUCAGAGAUUUUGGCGGGGAACAGUUUUAUUGUUAGAUGUCAUGUGAUCUCGAAGUAACCAAUAAGAGCGGACGCUGUUAGGAAAAAGUUUCCAGCUAUAUAACCGAUUUUUGGAUGUUACAUAUUGUUGCGUGUUGUUGGGACUUGCUGCCCAAAGUUUUAAACCGGUCAAACUUUUGAGUCAACAACUCCCAGCGUUUCUUUUCUUCAAGGGAUCGCCGAACGUAGCACAACAAUGAUGGAUCCGUUAGCACAGCUCUUAACAGCUCUUCCAACAUUGUUGGGGCUACGCACGUGCAUUGCACAUGGUCUCCUUGGAGACAGCAACGCAACUACUUCGUGUGGUAGACCAACACGCCAACAUUGUUGGGAGUUGUUGCAUCCGUUGCACAUCACUGCCAAGACGGACGCAACAACUUCCAACAUUGUUGACCCAACAAUGUUGGGAGUUGUUGCUUCCUUUUGCACUUAGCUUGAUAUCCAAGUAAAAGGGUUAAGAAUAACAGUCUUUAUUCCUUCAACAGAGCUGCAUCUCCAAGCGAAUCGUCUUCGAGUGACUCAUCAUCUGAUGAAGAUGACAGCAAACCAGCGGAUUUGCACUUAGCUUGAUAUCCAAGUAAAAGGGUUAAGAAUAACAGUCUUUAUUCCUUCAACAGAGCUGCAUCUCCAAGCGAAUCGUCUUCGAGUGACUCAUCAUCUGAUGAAGAUGACAGCAAACCAGCGGACGAUUCAAAAAAGAAGAAUAACAUUCCUCUAGAUUCUUUCGUCGUCAAUAUUGAAGAUGAAAAGAAGGAAGGGAAAGAUGCAGAAAGUGUUAUGUAA